GUUGGGUUUUCGGUAACUGGGUCUAUGGAUUAUCCAAUGUUUGCUCCAGACAGGACCUGCUAUUCGAAGCAGGAAAUCGUGAACGCCGAUCCUUUUCGUAACUUCCUUCCGAGUGAUGUCAACCAACGAGAGCACCUUACGGACUUCUUCUGCUGCACCAAUCCAAAAUCGUGCAUUUUUAAAGAUCCUAUUAAUGCCAUCGACAACUACUUUCCGGUCAUCCGAGAUAUCCUGCAAAAAUGCAUUGCUGAAGAUAAAAAACCACCACCAUCGAAAAGAGAAUUGAAGAGCUGGAAAUCUCAGAAAGGUUCAGAAUCUCAGAAGCCGGCCUCAGCACCAUCAUCAAAGUUAGCGAAGUCGAAGUCAUAUGUCUACGGCUUAUUCGGUAGAUGGAAUGGAAAGAGAACCGGGAAACCAAUGGGAUCAAUGAGGGGAUUCUCAAAUAUUGGCAAUGUCAUAACACGACAGGGCUCAGGGAACUCGUACACAUCGGAUUCAGAUUCGGAAAAUGACAACACUUCUCCGAAUAGAUCAAGUUCGAACAGUCCGUCAAGAUCUAAUUCACAAUCUAGGGGUUCGUCUCCGGGUCGGCAGCUGAGUGUGGAGGGAGAUGACCCGAGCAGAAACUUGAAGGAGGAAUACGAGGCGGCAGAAAGAGAUCUCGACGAUGUCAUGAAAAUAAUGCUCAACCGACUCAUUGACCCGUGUGUACUCAUGUAUGAAAUGAGAAGAGACAAUGAGCGAACAAAAGUUCUGCAGAAAACUUGCCAGACUUACUGCGAAUUCUUGGGAGUCGCGACCGGUAGGCUGACGACAAGAGGUACCUUGAAAUUGGCAAUUGAUUUGAUCAAAGGUAGGCCGAAGCAUUUGGUGACAUGCAAGAAAUUCGACUACGGGGGAUGUGUCAAAAGGGAGAAGAGCAACAACCAUUUUUGUAAAUGUCACAAGAAAGAUAAAAAGGGUCGAUUGGAUUCCGGGAGAAGGAUGGUUUUGUGUGACAACCAUCUCAGAAAUUUCCUUACCCCCAUAUCGAUGUGCAAGUAAAAACAAAUGUUUAAGGAGAGUGAAAUUUCAUGAAUGCCCAAGAAAUCUCGCCCAAGUUAGAAAUUUUAUUUCAUCUUAGGCCGGCAUUAUUAAUGUUUGAAGUAUUCUCCAUCAUUUAUUUUUAAUUAUCUUUUGAUUUAGGGCUACGUAAAUCAACGGCUUCAAUUUCUCGUUGUUUCCCUGCGUUUUUGAAGUAUGAAGAAGAAUGUUCUAAAGGUUUACAGGACCCAUUUAGGCAGCCCAUGUCCAUGUGAUGUUGAUGAUAAAAUGCGUAGUAAACAUCUUUAGAACUAAGAUUUCCCUCAUUCAAAGUCAGUUUUUAAUUUAUAAUUUGUAGCAAAUAUAACUAAAUAAACCAUAUAAAGUUAAUAAGU
Bemisia tabaci is the source of this 1418-nucleotide messenger RNA. RefSeq lists its product as uncharacterized. The record is from RefSeq and is a predicted model, not a curated record. Lineage: Eukaryota; Metazoa; Arthropoda; Insecta; Hemiptera; Aleyrodidae.